AUGGUACUUCGAAAAGCAUCUGGUAUCGUGGAUGGAUUAUUUAUUCCGUAUUCUAAUCCAUCGGUCAAACCAAAUAUGAAGCUUAUCGAACCGUUUGAACCGGCACCCACAACUAUAAGCCGACGGUUAAACGACAAUAAACAGAGAUCAAAACCACGAAAAGACCGUCAAUAUAGUACUCAUUACUUUUGCCCGGUUGAUAAUUGUACGAAAGUGCUUCAGUCUGAAAAUGAACUGCUUGAACAUAUUGCUGCCGGUCUCCACGAACUGGAAAGCUCUACUGACAAAACAUCGGAUGACAUUGCACGUUUUCAAUUAUUCCAAAAACUACAGCACACAAAUCUAUCAACACUGACUAGUACACAACCGCAGGUGACGACAAUAACGACAGAUCAGCCACUUCUGCCGAAACAUAUGCUUUACUUUGAGGAUGAAGGUCACUGCCUUCGUCCAAAGCGGCAAAACAAAGCGAUUGAUCCAGAUAUUAAAUUAUUUCUUAGGAGUAUGUUUGACGAAGGAGAGAAAUUCGGAGAUAAAGUAACGAGUGAUGAAGCGGUAACACGUAUGCGAAAUGCGAGAAAGGAAGAUGGCUCGAAACGAUUCACAACAAAACAAUAUAUAACUGGAAAACAGGUACAAAAUCAAUUUGCUCAGAUAAAUUCGAAUAGGAAGAAAACUAAAUCCACUGUAAUUCUACAACAUCAAUGGAUCACGAGGUAUCAGCAGCAACCAAAUCGAAGAUAA
This is a messenger RNA of Didymodactylos carnosus, 744 nucleotides long. Lineage: Eukaryota; Metazoa; Rotifera; Eurotatoria; Philodinida; Philodinidae. The record is from the annotation of a GenBank genome assembly.